GUUAAUUUGUCGGCAGAACAAACAGCAGCAAUUGCAGACGAAAACAGAACAAAAAUUCUGUUUUUGCUACAUAAGCGUAUAAUACCAACAAAAUACACUUCUAUUUUCUACGAAAAUUCCAUUUAAAUCUGUCCUCUUCCCACUUUUGCUGCCCAUCCUUCCUCCUGCACACAUUACAAUACACUGUGACUCGUUAAAUGGCCUCUACGUUGGUUUGUUCUGUAAGUUGAACCAGGUUUUCCUUGGUACGUUUUCAGUACUCCCUCAACGAUGUCGUUCUUUGCUCCCCAAAGUGCUAAAGUGCAGGCUCACCUAACUAAGAAGGCCGUACCAUGGGUCGAACACUAUCGUCCAAAGUCCUUAGAUGAGGUCAGCUCGCAGGACAUGACGAUUCAAGUUUUAAAAAAAACAAUGAUGUCGAAUAACUUACCUCAUAUGCUGUUCUACGGCUCUCCUGGUACUGGAAAAACAUCUACCAUUCUAGCUCUAGCCCGCGAAUUAUUCGGUCCACAAUUGGUCAAGUCCCGUGUCCUUGAACUCAACGCUUCAGACGAACGUGGUAUUUCCAUCAUCCGUGAAAAAGUCAAGAAUUUUGCACGUAUCGCUGUAAACAAUACUGUAAAUGGUUAUCCCUGUCCUCCUUUUAAAAUCGUCAUCCUAGAUGAAGCAGACUCUAUGACACAGGAUGCUCAAGCAGCACUUCGUCGCACAAUGGAAGCAACAGCGAGAAUUACACGCUUUUGUUUAGUGUGCAACUAUGUUACUCGUAUCAUUGACCCUCUGGCUAGUCGUUGCAGCAAGUAUCGCUUUAAGCCUCUAGAUGCUCAAGACAUCGCAAAACGUCUUGAGUUUAUCGCUGCCGACCAAACUGUUGCUUUAGAACCAGGAGUCAUUGACGCUCUAGUGUCCGUUUCCGGAGGAGAUAUGCGAAAAGCAAUUACGUUUCUGCAGAGUGCUGCUACCCUGCAUCAAGGAACACCAGUUACUGUAAACACAGUUAUUGAAAUCUCAGGGCGCAUUCCCGAUGAUGUUAUACAAGAGCUUUUGGAUGUCAGCAAAAGCAAAGACAUCAGCAAAAUCGAGAGUGUUGCCGAGACCGUAACUGCAAAUGGCUUCUCGACGGGUCUCCUUCUCUCGCAACUUCAUGACAAAGUAAUGGCUGAUGAAAGCAUACCCAGUAACAGUAAACACAAAAUCCUCUUAAAAAUGUCCGAAGUCGACAAAUGCCUGACCGACGGUGCCGACGAAUACCUUCAACUGCUCGACAUGCUGGUAGCUAUUUCACGUUUGUAGAGCAACUUUGAAUCCCUUUCUCAAUUCAUGUUCCUUAUGCGUGCUAGACGAUGAAAGAGCGGACGACAGAUUUCCUUAAUGCUUCUUGCACGCCAUUACCAAGGAGUCAGGCAACUGUACACUGGUUUAGGUAAACAUUAUUUUAAACUAUGUCCGUCAACUAUGUGCUAAGUAUUACAUUCGGUGGUGGUAGAGUGUUUGCAAGAUGAGCAUUACAAACUCUUUUUAAAGAACAGGUGAUAGGUAAGGUGACUGUAUAGGGUAAAAUAAGGUGCUCAAAUUCCAUAGGGAAAUCUGAGAUGAAAUGGUUGUAAGUUUGGGAAUCAUCUUUAGGUGUGUUUGAAGG
Schizosaccharomyces japonicus yFS275 is the source of this 1639-nucleotide messenger RNA. Its product is annotated as DNA replication factor C complex subunit Rfc2. The coding region runs from base 271 to 1293 and encodes 340 amino acids. The transcript has 4 exons. Gene Ontology annotation, molecular function: ATP binding; DNA binding; ATP hydrolysis activity. The record is from RefSeq and is a predicted model, not a curated record. Lineage: Eukaryota; Fungi; Ascomycota; Schizosaccharomycetes; Schizosaccharomycetales; Schizosaccharomycetaceae. Gene Ontology annotation, biological process: DNA replication checkpoint signaling; UV-damage excision repair; mitotic DNA replication checkpoint signaling. Gene Ontology annotation, cellular component: nucleus; Rad17 RFC-like complex; DNA replication factor C complex.